Messenger RNA from Cuscuta campestris, 1427 nucleotides. Lineage: Eukaryota; Viridiplantae; Streptophyta; Magnoliopsida; Solanales; Convolvulaceae. The record is from the annotation of a GenBank genome assembly.
GUGAACAAACAUAAUAUACAAACAAAUAUAUCUUGUGUAUGUAUAAACAUUGAUGUUCAAUUUUAUAACAUGAUCUCAAAUAUUUGUAUUGUUCCAAUUAAAAAAUUGAAUAUUUUAAUCAAAACAAGAACUUUGUUCCAUUCAACAUAUUUGUCCUUUCAUGCCCACUGAAUUUUAUGCAUUUCUUUCUCUCUCUCCUAAAUGAUUUUUUGCUCCAUUCUCCACCGUCCAAAUUCAUUGAUUCACAUGCAUAUACUCUCCAUCAAUUCCUUGUCUGUCUGCCCAUCAUAAAUUUGUAAAUAAAUUAAAUACUCCCUGCCCAAUUCUUGAUUCAUUGAAGCUCGUCUUCUCUUUCUUGCUGAUUCUUGAUUCAAAGAUAACAGCUUUUUACCAAAAGUAGAAGAAAAAGAUGCUGCUAAGAAGCUCCUCCACCCCUGUUCUUGGAUCCCUGAUUCCAGAUACCUCCGGCCACCACCACAACCACCACCACCACCCGUCGGAGCUCGCGACGCCGACCCACCAUCCCAAGUUCAAGAAAUUCUUCUUCGGGCCCCGCAAGAUUUCCUGCAAUUCUUCCCCAAGCUCCCCUUCAGUGUCCGAGGUUUCCGGCAAAGGGUUCAGAAAAGUCCUGUCGGAGGGGAACUUGGAAGUUCUGGAGUUCCCCGACCGCGAGCUCAAGCUCGCUCUCCCCGUCAAUGGCGGCCUCGAAACCAUCCCGUCUUUCUCCUACCGCGGCUCGAGAGCUGGAUAUGGACUCGCAGAGAGCGAAGAAGAAGAAGAAGAAGAAGAAGAAAUUGACGGGGCGGGAACGGAGAUGUGCCUUGUGACGGUAAACGGAGCCGGGGACGCCGGCUCGGACUGCGGCGGCGGCGGCGGAUAUAGACCGGUGGACUUUUACAGCGGAGGAGGUGACAGCCAUGGAUUCAACAUGGAGGAUCAUUACAAGAAGAUGUUGGAGGAAAAUCCCAGCAACCCUUUGUUCUUGAGGAAUUAUGCCCAAUUCUUGUAUCAGACAAAAGGAGAUGCAAAAAGAGCAGAAGAAUAUUACUCAAGGGCAAUUUUGGCAGAUCCAAGUGAUGGUGAAGUUCUUUCACAGUAUGCAAAGCUGGUUUGGGAGCUUCACCAUGAUGCUCAAAGAGCCACCACCUAUUUCCAGUGUGCUGUUCAGGCUUCUUCCCAUGACAGCCAUGUUCAUGCUGCAUUUGCCAAGUUCUUAUGGGAGGUUGAUGAUGAUGAUGAAGAUGAAGAAGAUGAGGCAAGUAAUAAAGCCCAUCAGGUGAUGACCACCAUACAACCAGGACCAGUGCCAUCUGCAGCUGCUUGUUAAUGGGGGGAUUGAACCACACCAGGAAAAUUCAUCAUUUUUUUAAAAAAAGAAAAUUAUGAAUAAAAGAUUCUUAGGAGGGCAAGAAACUCUACCUCCAUGA